AUGGCGGUUAGAUCGCGACUUCCUUUUCACAGAUUCGCCGUUUCCGAGCUCAGCGUCAAAACUGAGGGCAGAGGAGCAAGUGAAGGCACAUUCGACUCCCAUCGUCGAACUGGAAAUGUUUCACUAGCUGAAAGACACAACUCCUGUGCCGACUUCGGCAUCCCUCACGACUGUUUCCAAAACGGGAUGUUACUGUGGUACGAGGUGAGUAGCGACGCCAUUGGCUACGCAUUUAACGAGGGGUUUCAUCUGUCUUACAUCAUUCGUUGA
Molecule: messenger RNA, 270 nt
Organism: Soboliphyme baturini
Lineage: Eukaryota; Metazoa; Nematoda; Enoplea; Dioctophymatida; Soboliphymatidae
Source: the annotation of a GenBank genome assembly